Messenger RNA from Xenia sp. Carnegie-2017, 2440 nucleotides. Its product is annotated as HAUS augmin-like complex subunit 3. The transcript is spliced from 18 exons. The coding region runs from base 102 to 1955 and encodes 617 amino acids. Gene Ontology annotation, cellular component: mitotic spindle; centrosome; HAUS complex. NCBI's taxonomy places the organism in Eukaryota, Metazoa, Cnidaria, Anthozoa, Malacalcyonacea, Xeniidae. Gene Ontology annotation, biological process: centrosome cycle; spindle assembly. The record is from RefSeq and is a predicted model, not a curated record.
UAUGAGAAUUGAUUAGAUAUAACGAGUUAAAUGAUUUUAUAUUUCUGCCUUUUACCUUUAGUAUUUGAACGUUCAAAUGGAAUCAUAGCUAAUAUUUGAAUAUGAGUGGGAAGCGAUUGAUAGAUGCGUUAAACAGGAUAGGAUAUCAUGAUGAAAAUCUGUCUGCUGAGAGCGUUGACUGGUUAUUUGAAAAUGAAUGUAUGUUGCCUUUCUUGGAGUGGUUCUGCGACAACCUUAGUUCACUAAAUGUACUUACAGCCGACGAGGUUAAAUGUUUUGAUGAAUUAAAAAAUUCUGGGAAAGAAAUUCUUGAGGGUGACAAUCUCACUGAAGCUUUGAAACGACUGUCAGCAUUGGCAACGGAUGACAAUAGUGAAGAUGAAUUAAGUGAGGAAAUGGAAUUUUUGAUGGAGAAAAAAGAUUUUCUGGAAGAAAGAUUGGAUGUCAUGGUCAAGCAAAGGGAUAAAAUGAAUAUUAUGAGCGCUGAGUCUAAUCAUAGACAAUCACGGUUGAAAGACUUAGAGGCUGAGGCAAAAAACAAUUAUAAAAAAUGUUUGGAGGAGGCUUAUUCAGCCGACGACAUGCUGAACAAUAGCUUGGAUGAGUUGUCUAAAACAGUGGCUCAAUUUUCGGAACUUUAUGAGCAACCAGGAUCAAACAGUGAUAGGAAAGCAGCAAGUUUUUUCUCGCAACUUUCUCUUCACGAUUACCACAAAGCUGAAGAGGCGUUUACAAACGAACUUACAAAAUAUACAAAGAAGCAAUUUUUUGACGGAAUAGCAGAAUUAGCCAGCGGAACAGAAAAAUCAAGAUACACUUUUCUGGAAAUCAGGGAUCCUACAACGCUGUUUAUUAAAGGAGAGCCAAAAGAUGUUACGGCAGGCGAAAUAAAGCAAUUGAACCGACUUCAAGCAAUCUAUCCAAUCAGUAAAAUGAAAAGCAUUCAGGCUGAAGCUAAAAAUCACGGUGUCAAUGCAGCCAUUGCAGAUGCUCGAGAGCAACUUUAUCGAUUAACAAACCGUUUGUAUACGUGUGACAGUGCAACAUUACGAGAGCAACUUAAAGAAACCGAACAUGGUCUUAUUCAAUCCCGUAAUCAAAUUGCUGAAAUGACGUCAAAUUUACUGUCGCCAUUAGUGGAAGAACUUGGUAAACUUCAAGUAAAUAAAAUACUCCGUGGAGAUUAUGAUCUAAAAAUAGCUCGGCAAGAUUAUUUCAUUUCAAAGCAAGAUCAGGUGAUCAACCAGUUAAUGCUACAGAGAUCGCGUUAUGAAUUCCUGUCGAUGAUCUUUGAAGUAGAAGCUCAAAAACAUAGAGAUUCACAUCAUUUGUUGAGUAGUGUGCAAACGCUUCUUGAAAAUGAAUCAAAAUCGUUUGAUAGACGUAAUGAUGUCAUGUCAAAUCCAUUGUUACGAGAUCCUGGCAAAAGCCGCGAGACAAUUGACACACGCGAUUCAACAUUGAUUCGUUUACAUUCUUUAUUAAAUGGCAUGGAUGACACAGACAAAAAGCCAUCAUUAUUUCUUACAUACGAUGGCUUGCAAAAGAAAGCGGAAGAAUUGAAGUGUGAGGAAGCGGACGUUCAAACUCAGUUGGUUAACCUGGAAAAUUCACAGAAUGAAAAUGUGACCACUAUGGAGCAAAGCGUAUGCGAAUAUCUGAAGAUGCUUUAUGGAGGAUCUACAACAGCAAAUGGUUUACCUCUUCUAAGAACAAAAGCUUUAUCUAAUGGAAUAGAUCAGCUACUUGAUUUUUUGACAACGUUGGAAAAUUCUGUCAUGGAUGUAAAAAAAGAUCGUGAAUCUAAGAAACGAGUUUUAAGCGCCGAUUCUUUGAAUCCCAUGGAACGACGGCUAUUUAUACAUUUCUUUACAAAUCCUGAACGCUUGAUACAAACUUUCGUUGAUCUCAAGGCAAGAGUGGAAUCUCAAAUACUAUCCAAAGGUGAAAGUUAAAAAGACGUGUUUUUCUUCUUUCCGAUUUUCUAGUCAUAUAACGGUUUAAAGUUGCCUUUCAACGGACCUUGCAUUGUCCAGUUGUGGCGUGAAGUCUGGAUCUAGAAAAGUGCUGAUGUUAUCAAGGUAGUCGCUAUAUAUAUCUUGUAUUGAGGAGUCUCUUGAAUGACGUCACAAAAGUAAGUCGCUCCAGUCUUUUCGGACGACGGACAAGAUCCAUCGAAAGACCAUGAAAAUUCAACGAUUUGACCAACAUAAAAACUUUUUCACUGAUAUGUUAAAAAUCAUAAGUUAAUUUACUAUCGCAUGUAAAAAUUUCUGCCGAAAGGGGCACUUUAAAACUGUAUUUCUGGACUACUGUAAUAUACUUAUCAAAACUAUGAGAUUGUGUUCGUGAGGAAGUGGACGACCACAUAAUGUGGAAUACAGCAUGUUUGUAUUGCGUGUUUUAUGUAUUAAAAAGGCUUGCCGUAAUUGUGUAUAAA